GGAAACAGUUGUGUCAGAACUGGCCUCACAGCUGCACCGCGCGGAACGCCUUCCCUGCGGAAAGACACGUCCGUCGACUAGUUAGUUUGGCGUGUGGAGACAGCAGGACUGCUGCAUUGUUGUGACGUGAGAAUAUGGCUACGAAGAAAGCUCCACCGGCAGCGACUUCAUCAGUCGCGGCAGAGCGCUGCUUCCCUCCGGGCUUCAUGUUUGGAGCCGCCACUGCCGCCUACCAGGUAGAAGGCGGCUGGAAUGCAGACGGGAAAGGUGAGAACAGCUGGGACCGAAUAACGCACACCCAUCCAGAGCUGGUCACAGAUGGUAGCAAUGGUGACAUCGCGUGUGAUUCAUACCACCGGUACAAAGAAGACGUGAAGGCCAUCAAAGAGAUGGGGAUGGAUUUCUAUCGUUUCUCCAUAAGCUGGGCACGUAUUUUACCUGAUGGAACCGCCAGUAACGUGAACGAGAAAGGAAUUGAUUACUACAGGACGAUGAUGACAGAACUCUUAGAUAAUGGGAUUCAGCCUAUGGUAACAAUGUUUCACUGGGAUCUUCCGCAACCACUGCAAGAGAUGGGAGGUUGGAUGAACCCUCUUAUGGCAGACUUCUUUGAGGACUAUGCAAGAGUACUUUUUUCACAGUUCGGAGACCUGGUGAAAUGGUGGAUUACCUUCAACGAGCCGGGCCACACAGCCAGAUCAUAUACCACUAACUUCAUUGUUCUGCCAUUCUAUGAAUUACGCAAGCAAGGAGCCAAUUACAUGGCUAUAGACACAAUUCUAAAGGCACACGCCAGGGUUUAUCACAUGUAUGACAAGGAAUUCCGCCCACGCCAAGGAGGUAAGGUGGGAAUAACAAUGCACACCUUUUGGUACGAGCCACCAAAUGAUACAGAGGAGGCCCGUGAAGCCUGUUCAGUAGCGAUUCAACUUGACCUUGGUAUCUUUACCCAUCCAAUAUUCAGCAAAACUGGAGACUACCCUGAAGUAGUGAAACGAAAGGUGGCUGCAGCAAGCCUGGCAGAUGGAUGGCGCAAGUCAAGACUUCCCGAGCUCUCGCAGGAGUGGAUUCGGAAGAUUAAGAAUACGGCAGACUUCUUUGGCUUGAACCACUACACAACAUAUUAUGCUGAGCUGUCAGAAAAUUCUCACUGGUGGCUUCAUGAUUCCGGUGUUCAUUUGUCACAGGAUCCCAAAUGGCCUGCUGCUGCAUCUUCAUGGCUGAGGAUAGUGCCCUGGGGUCUCAACAAAUUGCUGAACUGGAUCAAGAAUGAAUAUGACAAUCCACCUGUGAUGAUAACUGAGAAUGGCUUUUCUACAACUGGAGAAGAAGGGCUGCAUGACACACAAAGGAUCAACUAUUUCAUUAAAUAUCUGAAUGCAGUACUUGACUCAGUUGAUAAUGGAUGCAACAUCCUUGGCUACACAGUGUGGAGUGUUCUUGACAACUUUGAAUGGGCCAGGGGCUACAGUGAGAAAUUUGGUCUGUAUCAAGUUGACUUCAGUCAUCCACACAGAACGCGGACACCAAGAGACUCAGCAAAACUGAUUAAGGAUAUAUGUCAUUCAAGAAAAAUAGUUGCAAUUUCAUCCAAGCAAUGACUCAGUUCUUCUUCAGUGAGUGUAUUGUCCAGAGGGACUUGCAAGCUGUGCUGUUAUUUCCACUAUAUAAUGAUCUCUGUAAGGAUGUGUAGGUAAUUUUGCAUUUUUUUCUUUAGUACAUAGUGGAAGAACUGAGUAUAUAGUAGGUAUUAUUGGAAAUGUCUUCUUAUUAAAAAAGAACAACUACAUUUGUGCUUUUUCUCAUAAAGAUUCAGAAUUGCUUUUUUUUACAUGGUAAACCCAACAGUAUUUUCUCACCUUAUCCAGUUUAGGCAGGCUUAAAGCAAAUUCACAUGUAUGUUUAUUUUUUAAAGACAACUACUCUCCAACAGAUGAAUGGGCACAUAAAAGCAAAUAACAAGUCAAAAAACUGUGUUAAUUCUUGAGCUGUAUUAAUGAGCAUGUUCACAUUGUGGUAGGUUUAUUUCACCAGUCACCUCAGUAGCAGCAUCACUGUCUUCAACAACUGUUUCAGUAUCUGUAUGUCCAUACCCUAACCCUCUUCUGACCCCUACCCCAGCAACUACUGUUUUUUAACUAAGGAGUUCGGAAACAGUCCCUCCAGUAUAACCUUCAGAUUCACAAAUUUUCUAGCUUAAACUUCUGUCUGCUAGUCCCAUCUAUGGCCACGGCCUUCCCAGUCUGUACUACCCUUCCUACUCCCUUAACCUCCCUUUACCCCUACUGUAAACUCUUGCAUAAGGUAGAUUUUCCAGCAUGAGUCCCAAACGCUAUACUUACCAGCAUACGAAACUGGCUGACAUGUGGUGUAAGUAGUAUGUCCUCACAGAGUGGACACAAAGAAAAUGUUGUACAUAGCUAUAUGUCAGCUGGUACAAGAUUGUCACUGCAUAACUACUGCAUUUCCAAAUCUGCCAGGAAGUAUCCCUUGAGUCACUAAAACAUUAAGAAAAUAGUUCAAAGUUUGUCCUAUCAAUUCAACACAAGAGUUUAAUCCUGUAAGAGUAUAUAUAU
Molecule: messenger RNA, 2576 nt
Organism: Schistocerca americana (American grasshopper)
Lineage: Eukaryota; Metazoa; Arthropoda; Insecta; Orthoptera; Acrididae
Product: myrosinase 1-like
Exons: 12
Coding region: 135-1601 (488 amino acids)
Biological process (GO): carbohydrate metabolic process
Molecular function (GO): beta-glucosidase activity
Source: RefSeq, a predicted model, not a curated record